Molecule: messenger RNA, 1838 nt
Organism: Westerdykella ornata
Lineage: Eukaryota; Fungi; Ascomycota; Dothideomycetes; Pleosporales; Sporormiaceae
Exons: 2
Coding region: 215-1450 (411 amino acids)
Biological process (GO): mitotic cell cycle phase transition; regulation of cyclin-dependent protein serine/threonine kinase activity
Cellular component (GO): centrosome; nucleus; cytoplasm
Molecular function (GO): cyclin-dependent protein serine/threonine kinase regulator activity
Source: RefSeq, a predicted model, not a curated record
UCCGGUCUCUCUACUUUCGAGCUGGCCCAGAGACCUUCUUUCCUGUUAUCCAACUAAUUCCAAUCUUUUCACCGUCGCCCCUGCGACUGCCAUUCUCUUGAUUGGUUCCUUCGUUGAACCAGCCACUCUCUUGCGACCCUGACCCGCCGCCCCUCAGUCUAUCCCGGAGAAUUGACGUCCGCUCUUUCGACGAACACUCAGACACACAGACAACAUGGCCUUUCAUCAACAGCCAUCCCAACCUCGCUACGGGCACUGCGACACCUUCUUUGUGGAGUCGGAUCAGGACGGCAUUUACGCCGCCCGUGCCGAAGUCAGGGAACGUGCUCGAGCUAUCGCCCGGAUGCAGCAGCGAGCCAUGGCCGAGGAUCUGUCUAGGGCCACCGCCGAUGAAUAUCAAGACGACAUCAUGGAUCACAUGGAAUACAUGGAGUCUAUCACCCUCCCAGACGUGAACUCCAUCGACAUCCAGACUGAGAUCCAAUGGUUUAUGCGCCCUUACCUGCUCGACUUUCUGGUCGAAGCUCAUGCUGCGUUCCAGCUGCUUCCAGAGACCCUGUUCCUCGCCGUCAAUCUCCUUGAUCGCUACUGCUCCCGCCGUGUCGUCUACAAGCGCCAUUACCAGUUGGUUGGCUGUGCUGCCCUGCUCAUUGCUGCCAAGUACGGUGACAAGAAGGACAGGGUCCCAACUGUCCGGGAGUUGAAGUCCAUGUGUUGCUCGCUGUAUGACGACGAGAUGUUCACGCAGAUGGAGUGGCAUGUACUGCAAACGCUCAACUGGGUGAUUGGACACCCCACCGUCGAUGCGUUUCUGCAGCUUGCCCUUUCCGAUGUCGAGUACGAUGCUGAGGUUGAGAACAUGACGCUGUACAUUGCCGAAAUCGCCCUGUUCCACAAGGAGUUCGUUUCGGUCAAGCCCUCGGUCCUUGCCCGUUCGGCACUUGCUCUGGCAAGGUGCAUCCUCUCCCGCGACCAGGCAAGCAGCUCCGAAUGGGCCGGUGCCUAUGACCCGAAAACCGUCAUGAACCUGUCCAACCACCUGUACCAGCCGUCUCAAGUUCUGUCACGCAAGUAUGGAUCCGUACAUCUCUCAAGCGUGUCUGCAACGGUCGACGAGUUCCUCAUGCGACAAGCCCAGAUUGCUAGGCGAGCUGCUGCUCCGCCUACUCCUCCCGCAAGCAUGACGCUCGAGGAACCCAAGCCCGCUCUCAAUGCCUAUCUCGCGCCUCAGACUCCUCAGAAGCCUCCUUACGGAUCUGUCAUGCAGCACGGAUGCCUCACUCCUCCCAUCACCCCGGAUGGCGAGCAGUAUCCCAAUGUUCUGCAGGCGAAACCCCAACAGCCUCCCACCCAUGUGUACCCUUCCACUCCCAAUCCCGGACAGGUGCACAACGUGCAACAUCCCCAUCAAUACUACCACGCUACCUACCUACACCCUCAGCAUAUCUGAAGUUCUCGAUGCGGCCGCCAACACCCCGAUGUUACCGCUUCAGUAGAGGUCCGGAUAUAUCCUAACCCUUGCUGAAGUUUCUCUGUUUUCCUGUACCAAACCUACCGGUUAUGAGCCCGAUACCGCGCUCAAUCUCGGCAUUGCCUGCGUUCGUGUUUAUCUACUACCAAUACCAAAGAAGUUUUCUGCCUUUCCAGUUUCCUCAGCGAUUUUCCUUUGUCAACUCCUCGAAAUUCCCCCAAAAUCGAUUGUCACUCACAGCCGUUCGUCGCGGUUGUACCUGAUAAUGGUGUAUAUCCUCACGGAGCGCAAGCACAACUACCCUUUCCCACUAAUACGGGUUGUGUCUUGUGUCAUCUGAGGAAAGAGUGGAGGGGCCUGUGUGUGA